Molecule: messenger RNA, 1038 nt
Organism: Monoraphidium neglectum
Lineage: Eukaryota; Viridiplantae; Chlorophyta; Chlorophyceae; Sphaeropleales; Selenastraceae
Exons: 3
Coding region: 1-1038 (345 amino acids)
Molecular function (GO): protein binding
Source: RefSeq, a predicted model, not a curated record
AUGGAGGCUGCCCUGAAGAGCGAGGAGGCGGUGCCCCUGUUUGAUGCGGCGGCGGAGCGCUUUAGGGAGGUCACCUGCACAGGGCUGCUCAACUGGGGCAACGUGAGCCUGUGCCUGGCGCACAAGCUGCUGGACGGCUUUGCCCAGGAGAGUGAGGUGCUGACGGAUGAGAUGGCCGCCAAGACUGAGGAGGAGUUCAAGAAGGCCGAGGGCCGCUACCAGCAGGCGCUGGACUUCCACCCCGAAUUUUUCGACGCCCUCUGCGCCCUGGGCCAGCUCGAGUUCGAGCGCGCCAAGCUGCGCGCCCGCCUGCUGGUCAAGCCGGCGGCCGCGCCCGCGCCCGCCCCUGCAGACAAGGCGGAGGGCGCCGCGGAGGAGGGCGGCGCGGCGGCGGGCAAGGAGGGCGGCAGGCCGCUGGACGCGCCGGCGCGGGCGCUGCGGGAGGCUCUGGCCAAGGUGCGGGCGGAAGACGUGGAGGCGGCGCGGCCGUACAUGCAGCGGGCGGCCGAGUGGUACAAGAAGGCGGUCGCGGCGGCCAACGCGGCGGACGCGAAGCGGAAGGAGCAGCAGCAGGAGCAGGAGACGCAGGAAGGGGCCGGCGGCGGCGAGGGCGAGGGCGCGGCGGCGGGCGCGGCGGCGGCGGCGGGCGGCGGCGGCGCAGGGGCGGACAUGGGGGACGUGUCGUUGGGCACGCAGGCGCUGAUCAUGGAGGGCAACGUGCUGUACGAGUGGAGCCAGCUCCUCGCCGCCGCGGGCGCCGAGUGGCGGCCGACGCUCGACGGCGCGGUGGAGCGCUUCAGGGGCGCGGCGUGCAGCGAGGCGGACGUGCGGAGCGCACUCAAGAACCACACGCGGGCGGCUGAGCUGGACCUGGGGCCGGACCCUGAGGAGGAAGCUGCCAAGGCAAAGGCGGCCGAGCAGGAGGCCGCGGCGGCGGCUGCGGCGGCAGAGGCAGAGGCUGCCGCGGCUGCCGCGGCGGCGAAGCAGCAGCCGGAGAAGGCCAAGGGGCUGCCGUCUUUGGGUAGGAAGAAGCCCUGA